UGUGAUCUUUCCAGUGGUCCCAUUACCGAAUCUUUACCUCACUGUGGCCUUACUUAUUGUGUUCUGUGCUUCCUUAUAUUGCUGUAAUGUUAGAGUCAGUGUGCGUACCGCUUGUCUCAGUCACUCAUCGCUGUGCCGCGGGGAGUUGCAGUUUGGUUGCUGUUGGUAGUGGAGAUCAUCAUGAAAACAUAAGCAGCAGCGCGUCUUUGAAUAAUUCACUCGUGGUGGAAUGCGGGGUCAGUAAUGGUCAGUAAUGGUGAUGUAAUUGUCAGUGGUCGAGGUUAAUGAUUCGACUAGACUCAGUAUGAUUCAUUCGAGUAAAAUGUCGGAAUGUCAGUAUACAGUACUCUUCGCUUUUAGUGUUGAUGCGCCUCUAAUGGUAAAGCAAAAUUGAACAGUUUAGCAAUGAUCGCGAAAGCAAAGUAGGUAUGAACUGUCACGAAAUUUCAGUGUUUUUAUUGUCGAUUUACUUUAAGCUAAUAGAUUCCAAUGCGACCACUUUCCAAUGGAGACAGAACAUACAAAUAUAACAAAAACUGCAACACCACGAGGCCUUCACGUGGCAGUCCCUUGUACUUUAAACAUACCUGACUAUACUCUUCUAUCAUCUCCGGCCAUACAUUUUAUCUAAUCCUCUUUUAGAAUUCCCUAACGAGACAAUUAAUGUAACAUUCCCGAUCCAUAUUCUCUGAUGAAAUAAAUAAAUGAACGGCAAUAAAUGAUCAAUGAUUAGGAUUAUUAUUUUACUCAUUUUGUAUUACCUUUAUUACUCCUGUGAUUGACUAAUGACAUACUCACUAUGCUUCACAAUUCACAAGCCUUACAGGCAUCCCAUUUCCCUCUCGUCUGAUGGUGCACAGGUGUCGCGUCGCUUAUGAGCCUGGGAUAAUGUACGGUGCCUUUAGUUACCCGGGGAGAGAGGCACUCAGGGAGGCGGUGCGCGUGCCUGAGACGUCCGUGGCUUCACGGUGCCCCUUCAAACCUACCGAGGAGUGGGAGCGCAUCACGAUCAUUAUGUUGUGGAUUGAAGGAGAAUCGUCUUCUUCCAUCGCCCGCAGGAUUGGCGUCAGUCCCUCCACCGUUAAUCGAUGGAUCAGGCGGUGGAAGCAGGAGGGCCACGUGUUCAGCCGGUGUUCCUGUCCCGUUUCCUUUAGAGCACCGAUUCAUAAGCACACGGGAAGCUUGAGUUAGGCCAGCCACCAACUCCAACCUGUCUUGUCACGUGACGCGAGGCACUUGUAUUCCAGUCAGUACUCAUGCAUGAAGUGAAGGUAUUGCUACCAGAUGUAGUUGUAAUGCACCAGGCGGUCUUGCUUACAGUGAGUGAGAAUGCUGUAUAUUGGGCGACGAAUUCUAUCACGUGGCGCUCACGAGGUGAAAGAUUGAUGUGCAAAUAUUUGUAGUGUGUGGUGAUUUGUACAAGAUUUUCUUCCGUUAUAAAGACUGCUGGUAUUAAAGUGUUCUGUCCUUGAUGACUCACAUAUCAGUAUCCUUGACCUCUCUCGUGGUGUGUCCUGAUAGUCGGCAUGAGGUGAUGUCUGUUGCACCACAGCGGUGACUUCAGGUUUGAGUUGAUUGUAACACAGGAUUAUUUAUCUUCCUGUAGCUUACCUGAUGGUGACACGCGCAGUGUUGUUUGUUAUGGUGCACAGUGUUCUUCACGCUGCCUCACACCCACGCCUGGCAGGUGAUCCUGAAGAAGCCCUGGCAGCGGAUGGCGUGGAGGCAGUGUUGGUGCAGGAACUGCAGCGCUGCACGCUCUCGUUGCUGCUUGAUGCUACCAACAUGAUCCACACACAGGUGAAGGUACGCCCAUACAGACAUACAGAUAUACAGCUGUAUUAACACCUGUCACUUAUAGAGUAUUGAACACCUUAGCAGCUGUUCAUAAACCUGAUGUAUGGUGCCAGAUGUUGCUUGAAAAGCGAGCAUCGCGCGGCGCCGUGGUGUUGGAGGCGGCGGUGCGCGGCGGGGACGGCAACGUGACGGAGGAGGGGCUGUCCCGGUCCGUGGACCACGUGCAAUGGCUGGGAGGGGCGUGGAAGUGCCUGGUGGUGGUGGUGGUAAGUGAUGACCCAACCUUCCUCGCCACCUUCGCUCACCUGUCACUCAGGCGUCACGCCCUCAGGUGGUCCACGAGGAUCCUUUUCCUUACUCGCCUUUCUCUCAGCCACCUUGGCGGCCUGCACGGCCUUCUCUCCACCAGGAACGCCAUGCUGCUCCUCGUCACAGGCGUCAAAGAAGUCAUGAGGUUAAUUUCCAUUCUAAAUGUUACUCCAGCCAUUAACAGGAAAGGUUCUGUCACAUAUACGUUCUUGGAAAUAGGGAAAAUUGUGAAAUGUUUUAGUCAAUAGUCAUAAUCUUACGGUAAUUAUUUCAAAAGUUAAAGAAGAAACAAAAAAAAAAACUAUCAGCAUUUUUCUUUCAUGACUGCAAUGAAACAAUUUACAUAAGGGUUUAAGGAAAGCUGAAUUAUGUAAUGUCUGGGGGGAUGCCGCUGUAAAUCGUCGUAAAGCAUCGCCACAGAGUGAUUCUUGCUGGCAGAGGGAACGUGUACAUGCUGGUGCCUUACGUGGCGCCACACACGCGGCCUGUCAGAGUAGCCUCGUGGGACACGCGGGAAGGGCUCGCCCUCCUGUCUCGUCUUCCUCUCUUCCCUGACAAGUACAGGAAGUUAGUAGUAACUCAGACCUCGAUAUCAUUCACAUUCUUUAAAAUAUUUGACGGUGAGAAUACCAGAAGACACGUAACACAUGGCCUUAGUACUUUUCAGUAGUCAUCAUCUUGCGCACGUUCCCUUGUUUAUCCCUCUACACUGUGCUCUCCAUGCUUAGCUUCGUUUUAUUCACGGCUUUUUUUCCAUGACUGCCCUCUUAUUGAACGUGCACAGAUUUAGUCACGGACCGGAACUUCUGCUGGCAAUCCAGGUCAUCCCUUACCACACGAUGCGGUGGGAGGAUGACCCGAGUGUUCCCGAGGGGCGGCGCCUCAUUGUUGAGGGAGCCUUGGACAACGUUGCUCGAUAUUUUUCAAAAGCCCUUAACUUUACGAUCAGGUACAUGUUGGCUUCUGGAAGGACCUUCGGCACCAAGCUUCCCGAUGGCACCUGGACUGGCAUGAUGGGCCUGGUGGCGCGGGAGGAAGUGGACCUCGGCGCCGCUCCCAUCGCGAUGUCGCCCAUCCGUGCAGAAGUCGCGGACUUCACAAUACCUCUCUGGAGUGGAAGGGUGAAGAUUGUUGGUGGACGUGGAGGGUUAGAGACAGACCCGUGGGGUUUCCUCCUGCCCCUCACUCCCGUGGUGUGGGCGGCUACGCUCAUCACGCUGCUAAUGGUGUGCGCUAUUCUGCUGCUGCCCUCCUCUUUCUUGCUCGGCAGAGUGCUAGGCCGAGGCGGCUCCCGCUCUGUCCGCGUCCUCCUGCAGCAAGGUGAGGCUUCGAUGACCGUGCUAGGCCCCUACUGCCAUGGAUUGCCCUGCGUCUUGAAGGUUUCCGUGCUCUCAGGGAGCAGCAGUCGUGCCAUAAUGAAGACUAACUCUGCUUCACUCACCCCCAACGCAGACGUGGUGUGGCCCGUGGAGUGGUGGUGGUGGGAGCGUCUGGUGCUGGGGCUGUGGAUGCUGACGACGCUGGUGCUGACGAAGAGCUACGCCGGCAACCUCAUGUCCCUGCUGGCUGUCAAGUACCUGCCGCAGCCCUUCCAGACCCUACAGGACGUCGUCGAUCAUCCUAGUGUGUCCAUCAUAUGGCAGAAAUUUUCCCUCCCUGAGCAGUACAUCAGAGCCGCCAAGUCCGGCGUGUUUCACGAGGUGGCGGAACUGGAGAAGGAAGGCCGCCUGUUGUUCCACGGACAGGCACAGUUCCCGUGGAGCCUCGACACUUUCGUAAGGAGAGGACGCCACGUGCUUGCCGACGCUGACAUCACGAUCACAAGCCUUUUAGCACGCGACUACUCAACCACAGGCCGAUGUGACUUCUAUUUAUCUAGAGAUGGAUUCUUGCCCUUCUCCUCCUCGUUAAUAAGCCACAAGACGGACCCUCUCAUACAGAGCAUCGACAGGUGGGUGCUGCCGCUCACCGAGGCAGGACUCAUCAGGUACUGGAUGGAAAGCGUCCCAAACUACACCAUUUGCGACAGCCCAUCAAAAAUAAAGGUUCACAAUGAGCCGUUUUCAUCCAGCCACAUCUGGAUUGUGUACGUGCUGCUGAGUCUCGGUCUGGGUGCCGGCGCUGUGGUCCUCUUGGCGGAGAUCGUGGCACACUAUCUCACCUGAACGCACCUGAAAGACAACGUUACGAUCAAAUGAUAAUGUCGCAAAGUCUUCAUUUGUAUUGUUGCAUGGUAUCUUUUCAGUUUCAUGCUGUACUGAAAGUAAAGUUAUUUACUGGAAUCAUCCCUGAGUUUAUGCCUCUUGUUUCUUUUCCCUCUUUAUGGCAGCAGUCCUAAGUGUGGUAUUACUGCAGGGGUCA
Messenger RNA from Scylla paramamosain (green mud crab), 4467 nucleotides. RefSeq names its product probable glutamate receptor. The coding region runs from base 2862 to 4271 and encodes 469 amino acids. The transcript has 9 exons. The record is from RefSeq and is a predicted model, not a curated record. Gene Ontology annotation, cellular component: membrane. Lineage: Eukaryota; Metazoa; Arthropoda; Malacostraca; Decapoda; Portunidae. Gene Ontology annotation, molecular function: ligand-gated monoatomic ion channel activity.